This is a messenger RNA of Cydia pomonella (codling moth), 2360 nucleotides long. Its product is annotated as peroxisomal membrane protein PEX13-like. The transcript is spliced from 4 exons. NCBI's taxonomy places the organism in Eukaryota, Metazoa, Arthropoda, Insecta, Lepidoptera, Tortricidae. The record is from RefSeq and is a predicted model, not a curated record. Bases 246 to 1028 code for a protein of 260 amino acids.
GUUCAAUCACAGGUCAAGAAAACACAUCCCUGAAUUUACCAAAUAUGCAAUUUUGUGUUGAAGAAGUUCAUCCAUCAAGUUAGAGGGGAUGCUGUAUCGACAGGACGUCGUCGCGGGCGACUCGCAGUGGAUUUUCUGAAGGCUACGGCGCGUGCCGCAUGCCAACUCCGCCGUUGACCUCGCGCGACCCUAUUAAAACAAGAAAACAUCGCUGAUCGGACAUAUUGUCUCCAAUAUCCCCAACCAUGAAGUUCAUCUGUUCGUGUUUGUGUCUGGCGAUCGCGCUGGGCAGCGCCGCGGCUGCACCUGCCAGCGGCUUCGUGUUCCCAGACGAGCGGCGGCGGGAGAAAAAACUGGAGCCAGUGAUCACACCUCCUGUUCUACCUUACAUAGAACAUUUGGAGCGUGACCCUAGCACGCUGCUACCCAACGAGACGAAGGGAAGAAACGUGCCAUCUGAGUCAGUCAAGCCUCGCUUUGGAUUCGGUGGUGGUUUUAACGUCGCACCCACCGGACAUGGUGGUCUGACGGCUAGCAUAAGCAGCAGCGCCAACGGCCUCGGUUCCAGCCACUCGGCGUCCCAGUCAUUCUCGUUCGGGUUUAACGAAGGGUUUAGUGCAUCACAUUCAGCUAGCCAAGCCUCCUCAUUUAAUGGAUUUGGCAGCGGCUUCGGCGGCAGUCAGGCCAGUAGCCAAGCGGCCUCUUUCGGCGGUUCCGGCAGUUCCUUGUCCGGUGCGGCGUCAUCUGCUUCGGCGUUUGGCGGCCACGGCGGCUCCGGUAGUCAGAGCGCCUCGCAGGCGUUUGGCCUUAACGGCCUAAAUUCCCUGGGCGGAUUCCAGCCACAUGAGGCAACCUUUGGCGAGGGUCUAUUGGACGUGAGGCACCGAGGGAUCCCCGAUUUUCCCUUUCCAGAACUUAUUGGCAGAAAUGGGAGAAGCAAAGGCAUAAGCGCUGCUAGCUUUAGAAAAUCGAGGCCUCUGAGUACCGAUAGCGACGAUUUUCUGGCGGUUCUGGUCUCUAACAGUUAAACACAAAUAUAAGUACCUACUCCUUAGGUACAUAGUUGGCGUUUAAAGAUGAAGAUGUUCUCAAGUUUAUGCAUGCAAGCUGAGAUAUUUAAAUAACAUAAUCCGUACACGGCGGGAAGACAUUGAUAACCCGAGAUAUUAAAUUGAAGUUUAAGUUAAAAUGUCUUCAAUUUUAUUUCUCUAGUUAUUAACUUCUUCCCGCCGUGUGGUCUACAUAAUUCUAGGAACGCUCGCAUAAACUUGCCAAGAAGGUUUAUCAUCCAUCCAUCAUUAUAAAUAUUAUAAAGAUCUACAAACGUGAAUAUGUUGUUACGUUCUCCUGUAUCGUUGUUGGGUUCUGAUAAUUCUUAUACAUACUCGUAAUAGGAAUUUAGGACAUAGCGUGACGCUGAGGAUGAGAUGUCAUGAAAAUAAAAAUUACAAUUCGUCCACGGGCGUAUAGCGGACCACAUAACAUGUUUAUUAAGUGAUUACUAUGUACCUAUGUAAGUACAUAUAUCGUCAGGUGUCAAGCAAAACUCACUAAUUACCACAACAAGGCAAAGUGAACCAUAUCACUACUAAUAUAAUGAUUUGUGUUUAAUUAUAUAUAUAUAUAUAUAUAUAUAUAUAUAUAUAUAUAUAAUUAGUGGCGGAAGACAGGGGAGGCCUUUGCCCAGCAAUGGGACACAAUGUAGGCUAAUAAAAAAAAAUUAAGAGUCUUGCUUGACACCUGACAAUAUCGUUUAGUGCCCACAGUGCAGGAUUUGCUUAGUUUUGUGCUAGGUCGGUCUGUGAAAGAUUGUCGGCAUUUUUUAUGGGCAAAUCAGUAUUCUGUUACAAACUUCACUAGUCCAUGUCAAAGUUCACGCAAAAACUGCAAUGUAUCUCAGUCAGUCAGUAGUGUGGCAACAUUCUAACAGCUAAACAUAAUUUUCAUCUUCCAGUGAACAAAUAUGCUUAGCAAAUAGUUUCAAGAGAAUACAUAAAUGUUUUGAAAUAGAAACAUCGUCAAUUAUGAAAUGCAGCGUGCUAGAUGAAUGUUUAUAGAUAAGACCAAUUGCCACACCAAAAGCUAGCGGUUUUGCAUUGAGUAUAAACCGCAUAAAUGCUUAGUAAUUAGGUAAAAUAACAGUCACAAUUACUAAUUUAACUGAAUUUGCAUUUUUUGUGUAGCUCAACACUACAAUGAAAAACAUCUGUAAAAUAUUUAAGCAGGUAGUGGUUAAACUUAUAUCGUUCCAAAAUUAUUCAUUUCCCAAAGCAUACUUUUUAUUUAGCUCUCUUACUUGUAUAGGUUAAGGUGAACAUAUUGUAUAUAAAUAGGAAAGUUUGUAACUGUAAGUACAAAAA